This is a messenger RNA of Trichechus manatus latirostris (Florida manatee), 6673 nucleotides long. RefSeq names its product disco interacting protein 2 homolog C (gene DIP2C). Bases 761 to 5380 code for a protein of 1539 amino acids. The transcript has 38 exons. Lineage: Eukaryota; Metazoa; Chordata; Mammalia; Sirenia; Trichechidae. The record is from RefSeq and is a predicted model, not a curated record.
CAAAGUGAGAUAACACAAAAUACCAGAAAAAUAAUCUAAUUCCAUUAUCCAUAAUUUAAAUUAUAGGGGUUUUGGAGUGUUUUUCUCUACAUUAGCAGCCUGUAGCUUUAAGACCAUAUUUUUAUUCAUCUUAUACUGGCCUGGUACUAAUGUGAUGAUGUUAGUGAUGAAAUCAAAUCGCUGUUGCAAUCUUGUGGCAGAAUGAUCUGUUGUAUUUUCACUCACAAAACGUUAAGGUUGUUCACACAUGGGAUUGUUCAGUGGUAACAAGGGAAUGCAUUAUGUCUGGGGACUACUUCUCUGCCCAUCUGUAUUAGAGGCAUUUAGAAGCAGCUUCUAAUCUGAAAGAAUUUAUCAUUUCCUGUGUGGGAGCAGUUCUCUGCUGGAGUGUCAAAGAUCCUCUUUAGAUGAUUGCUUUCCUUGUGUGUAUAUUCUAGCGUGGCUUUUAUUUUCCACAGAACUUUUGAACGGAUUUUUGCCAAAGUAGUGAUUGACAAUGAUUUUAUACAUUACGGGCAUUUAGCUCAAGGGGAUUUUAGGGAUAAAUAUUCUUUGUGGCUCUUUCACAGUCUCGAAUGGCAAGCAGUUGAGUGGAAUAAUCUGGGUACUUCAAUGAGAUACGAAGGGUGACAUCACACAAAAAGGAUAUGAAAAGAAGAGGUCAAAAUUAAUUGGAGCCUACCUGCCACAACCUCCAACAGCGAAUGGAGCUGCCGUGGUUCGGUGUAGACUGCAGCACAGUGAAGGAGCCACAAGAAGAAUGCUCCGCUCUGCCAACAUCGGAGUGUGUGACAUCCGAGAAGCAGCAGCCAGAGAGCGGGUGGCCAGCACCACAGGAAACCGGCCUCUGUUUUACUUUCGUUUCGGAGUGGAUCAAGCUUUGCCUCAAGAACGUCGAACUCCUGUUACUCCUUCUUCUUCCUCUCGCUAUCACCGCCGAAGGUCCUCAGGGUCACGAGAUGAACGCUACCGGUCGGAUGUUCAUACUGAAGCUGUUCAGGCAGCUCUUGCUAAACACAAAGAAAGAAAGAUGGCAGUGCCUAUGCCUUCCAAACGCAGGUCUUUGGUUGUACAGACCUCGAUGGAUGCCUACACACCUCCAGAUACCUCUUCUGGUUCAGAAGAUGAAGGCUCGGUACAGGGUGAUUCCCAGGGAACCCCCACCUCCAGCCAAGGCAGCAUCAACAUGGAGCACUGGAUCAGCCAAGCCAUCCAUGGCUCUACCACAUCCACAACAUCCUCCUCCUCCACGCAAAGUGGUGGGAGUGGUGCCGCCCACAGGCUGGCUGACGUCAUGGCCCAGACUCACAUAGAAAAUCAUUCUGCACCUCCUGAUGUAACCACUUACACCUCAGAACAUUCAAUACAAGUGGAAAGACCACAAGGCUCAACAACAUCGCGGACAGCACCAAAAUAUGGCAAUGCCGAGCUCAUGGAGACUGGGGAUGGAGUACCAGUAAGUAGCCGAGUAUCAGCAAAAAUUCAGCAGCUUGUCAAUACCCUCAAAAGGCCUAAACGACCACCUUUACGGGAAUUCUUUGUUGAUGACUUUGAAGAAUUGUUAGAAGUUCAACAACCGGAUCCAAACCAACCAAAGCCAGAGGGAGCCCAGAUGUUGGCAAUGCGUGGGGAGCAGCUGGGUGUGGUGACCAACUGGCCACCAUCUCUGGAAGCUGCGUUACAGCGAUGGGGGACCAUUUCACCCAAGGCCCCCUGUUUAACCACUAUGGACACAAAUGGAAAACCACUCUACAUCCUAACUUAUGGCAAACUGUGGACAAGAAGUAUGAAGGUUGCUUACAACAUUCUACAUAAAUUAGGUACAAAACAAGAACCUAUGGUCCGACCUGGAGAUAGGGUAGCACUGGUAUUUCCUAACAACGACCCUGCCGCUUUCAUGGUAGCAUUUUACGGCUGCUUACUCGCUGAAGUUGUUCCCGUCCCCAUUGAAGUUCCACUUACAAGAAAGGAUGCAGGAAGCCAACAGAUAGGUUUCUUGCUUGGAAGCUGUGGAGUUACUGUAGCCUUGACUAGUGAUGCUUGCCAUAAAGGACUACCAAAAAGCCCAACAGGAGAGAUACCACAGUUUAAAGGUUGGCCAAAGCUAUUAUGGUUCGUCACAGAGUCUAAACAUCUCUCUAAACCUCCUCGAGAUUGGUUCCCUCACAUUAAGGAUGCAAAUAAUGACACUGCUUAUAUUGAGUAUAAAACGUGUAAGGACGGAAGCGUACUUGGGGUGACUGUGACAAGAAUUGCACUACUAACCCACUGCCAAGCACUUACACAAGCAUGUGGCUACACAGAAGCUGAAACAAUUGUAAAUGUAUUAGAUUUCAAGAAAGAUGUUGGCCUCUGGCAUGGAAUUCUAACAAGCGUCAUGAACAUGAUGCAUGUAAUCAGCAUCCCAUACUCUUUAAUGAAGGUGAACCCUCUGUCCUGGAUACAGAAGGUCUGCCAGUACAAAGCAAAAGUGGCUUGUGUAAAAUCAAGGGACAUGCAUUGGGCAUUAGUAGCACAUAGAGAUCAAAGAGACAUCAAUCUCUCCUCUCUCCGAAUGUUAAUAGUGGCUGACGGUGCAAAUCCCUGGUCUAUUUCUUCUUGUGAUGCAUUUCUCAAUGUCUUCCAAAGUAAAGGUCUACGGCAGGAGGUCAUUUGUCCUUGUGCCAGCUCGCCAGAGGCUCUCACUGUGGCCAUCCGAAGGCCAACAGAUGACAGCAACCAGCCCCCGGGCCGGGGCGUUCUCUCCAUGCACGGGCUGACCUAUGGCGUCAUCCGAGUGGACUCAGAGGAGAAGCUGUCUGUCCUCACUGUACAGGAUGUUGGCCUGGUGAUGCCUGGAGCCAUCAUGUGUUCAGUGAAGCCAGAUGGAGUUCCUCAGCUGUGUAAAACAGAUGAGAUUGGAGAGCUCUGUGUAUGUGCCAUUGCUACGGGCACAUCCUAUUAUGGCCUCUCAGGCAUGACCAAGAACACCUUUGAGGUAUUUCCUAUGACAAGUUCAGGGGCUCCGAUCAGUGAAUACCCUUUUAUAAGGACAGGCUUGCUUGGAUUUAUUGGUCCUGGAGGACUUGUCUUUGUGGUGGGUAAAAUGGAUGGUUUGAUGGUGGUCAGUGGACGAAGACACAAUGCCGAUGACAUUGUGGCAACAGCACUGGCAGUGGAACCAAUGAAAUUUGUCUACAGAGGAAGAAUAGCUGUGUUCUCAGUGACUGUCCUUCAUGAUGAGAGGAUAGUCAUUGUUGCAGAGCAGAGACCAGACUCCACGGAGGAAGACAGCUUUCAGUGGAUGAGCAGAGUUCUACAGGCCAUUGAUAGUAUACAUCAAGUUGGAGUUUAUUGCCUGGCAUUGGUUCCAGCAAACACCCUUCCCAAAACCCCCCUUGGUGGAAUACAUUUGUCAGAAACGAAACAGCUUUUCCUGGAAGGUUCACUCCACCCCUGCAAUGUCUUGAUGUGUCCACAUACUUGUGUCACAAACUUACCUAAACCUAGACAGAAGCAGCCAGAAAUUGGUCCUGCCUCUGUGAUGGUGGGCAACCUCGUCUCUGGAAAGAGGAUUGCCCAGGCUAGCGGCAGAGACCUUGGUCAGAUAGAAGACAAUGACCAGGCCCGGAAGUUCCUGUUUCUCUCAGAAGUUUUGCAGUGGAGAGCUCAGACCACUCCCGACCAUGUCCUCUAUACACUGCUCAACUGUAGGGGUACAAUAGCAAACUCAUUGACUUGUGUCCAGCUUCAUAAACGAGCUGAGAAGAUAGCCGUGAUGCUGAUGGAAAGAGGGCACUUGCAAGAUGGAGAUCAUGUUGCUUUAGUCUACCCACCAGGAAUAGACCUGAUUGCCGCAUUUUAUGGCUGCCUGUAUGCAGGCUGCGUGCCAAUAACAGUCCGCCCUCCACAUCCACAGAACAUCUCAACAACAUUACCAACUGUAAAGAUGAUCGUGGAGGUGAGUCGCUCAGCCUGUUUAAUGACAACACAACUAAUAUGUAAAUUGUUACGGUCCAGAGAGGCAGCAGCAGCUGUGGAUAUCAGGACAUGGCCCCCCAUACUGGACACAGAUGAUUUGCCAAAGAAGCGGCCUGCCCAGACCUACAAGCCUUCCAACCCAGAUACACUAGCUUAUCUUGAUUUUAGUGUAUCCACAACUGGGAUGCUAGCUGGAGUAAAGAUGUCUCAUGCAGCCACCAGUGCCUUUUGCCGUUCUAUUAAGUUGCAGUGUGAGCUUUAUCCCUCUAGAGAAGUGGCUAUCUGUUUGGACCCUUACUGUGGACUUGGAUUUGUCCUCUGGUGCCUCUGCAGUGUAUACUCGGGACACCAGUCCAUUUUAAUCCCACCUUCAGAGUUGGAAACCAACCCUGGUUUGUGGCUUCUCGCUGUGAGUCAGUAUAAAGUCCGGGAUACAUUUUGCUCCUAUUCCGUAAUGGAGCUUUGUACCAAGGGGCUGGGCUCACAAACAGAAUCACUCAAGGCAAGAGGGCUGGACUUGUCUCGUGUACGGACAUGCGUAGUUGUGGCAGAAGAACGGCCUCGGAUAGCACUCACACAAUCCUUUUCCAAAUUGUUUAAAGACCUGGGCCUCCACCCACGGGCUGUCAGCACCUCGUUCGGCUGUAGAGUGAACCUGGCAAUAUGCUUACAGGGGACCUCUGGACCUGACCCAACGACUGUGUAUGUUGAUAUGAGAGCCCUGAGACAUGACAGAGUACGCUUAGUAGAAAGAGGAUCGCCUCAUAGUUUGCCCCUAAUGGAAUCAGGGAAAAUACUUCCAGGGGUUCGGAUCAUAAUUGCUAACCCAGAAACUAAAGGACCUUUGGGGGACUCACAUCUUGGUGAGAUUUGGGUUCACAGCGCUCACAAUGCCAGCGGUUAUUUUACAAUUUAUGGAGAUGAGUCCCUCCAAUCAGAUCACUUCAACUCAAGAUUAAGUUUUGGAGACACCCAGACUAUCUGGGCACGGACAGGCUACUUGGGGUUCCUGAGGAGAACUGAGCUUACAGAUGCAAACGGAGAGCGCCAUGAUGCCCUCUAUGUUGUGGGUGCACUAGAUGAAGCCAUGGAGUUGCGAGGGAUGAGGUAUCACCCAAUAGACAUUGAGACGUCCGUCAUCAGGGCCCACAAAAGUGUUACAGAAUGUGCUGUGUUUACCUGGACGAAUUUGUUGGUGGUUGUGGUUGAGCUUGAUGGGUCAGAACAAGAAGCCUUGGACCUUGUUCCCUUGGUGACCAAUGUGGUUCUGGAGGAACACUAUCUGAUUGUAGGAGUGGUGGUCGUGGUGGACAUUGGUGUCAUUCCUAUCAACUCCCGUGGAGAGAAACAGCGUAUGCACCUACGAGACGGAUUCUUGGCCGACCAACUAGACCCCAUCUACGUGGCCUACAACAUGUAGUCUUGUCUCUUUGGCCUCCAUAGACUUUUCUAGAGAUGUAAACAUUUUUCUCAGUGUCCACUAAAAUUGUGCAAAUACGCGGGCAAUAUUCACGAGAAUGGAACCUUUUGUAAUUGUGAUAGUGAUGAUGAUGACAACUUUUCACAGCAGUCAUGAUUGGCAUGGAAAUGAAAUGUGAAAUGUGAAUUUACCACUAAAUUUAACUCAGAAGGACUUUGGGAUUACUGCCUUCAGUUUGUUGGAAAAGCCCAUUUCAAAAACUUUUUCUUUCCUUUUUUUUAAUUAUUGAAUAAUAAGUGCUUUCUUCGUAAAUGUGGCAUUGUAUUUUGUUAAGCUGAAAUAGCAAUUAAAAAAAAAAAUUCUGCCCUCCAGAUGGGUUCUUUUAAACAAUUUAUGUAGUGUGACAAAGAAUUGUUUUCUUUGUUUUAAUGUGUCAUGAAAUCUUAAUGACAUGGAUCUGUUACUAAUUUAAGCCAUUGCUAGAUCUCAUCCUUUUAGGACAGUUUGUUGAGGUACGAGAAAACCUUCCAAAUAGCACCUUCCAAUUAGAUUUUAGCAGCUUUCUUUGUCAGAAAUGUGCUGAAGAAACAAAGGCUAGUAUAUGGCCUUUGAUGUUAGCAUAGAAUGAGAAGAAAUUAUAAAUAAGGUGUAUUUCGGCAAUUAUCUUGCAGAUAUCUUUGUACUAAACUAAAAAAAUAAGUUAACUUCUUCAUAUGUAAUUAUGUACAAACCGUUUAAUUUAUUUUGAGCUCUUUAGAAGUAUAAAAGAGAAAAAACAUUCAAGAAUAUUAAAGUCUUGUAAUGUUUGCUAAUAUAAAAAAGUGUUGUAUUAUCUUGCGUGGAUAGUAUCACAACAAAUAUAUAUAUAUGAAAUAUAAAUUCACUAAUGAAGAAAGGAGAUUUUAACGUUUAAAAUGCAGAACUUGUCACUUGCAUGGUGUCCCCUCCACUGUACUGUAGAUAAUUGAGUGAUUUACUCACAUACACUUUGCUGACAAGAGCAAUCACAGAUUGCUAGUAGCCCUGCCUACAAGGUUCUUCUAGAUACCAGAGACCAGCAAGUGAAAUUAUUGCCAUCUCAAAGAUGGUGAAGGAAUUUAAGGGUAAAUGUGCACUAAUUUUUUUUUCUCCUUUGCUGUGGGGGCAACAAUGAAUGAUUUUUGCUGGCAUGUGCUUACUACAUUUGAUAGACUUUAGGAAAGGCCGGUUGGUGAAUAGCACUGUUUUCUUAGCUGCAAGAAUGUAUUGCACAAUAUUUUCAUUAUUUUUGUUUGUGUCACCUUUUCUUUGGUU